This is a messenger RNA of Gavia stellata (red-throated loon), 1604 nucleotides long. RefSeq names its product golgi SNAP receptor complex member 1 (gene GOSR1). Gene Ontology annotation, biological process: endoplasmic reticulum to Golgi vesicle-mediated transport; vesicle fusion. The record is from RefSeq and is a predicted model, not a curated record. Gene Ontology annotation, cellular component: Golgi membrane; SNARE complex; Golgi medial cisterna. Gene Ontology annotation, molecular function: SNAP receptor activity. The transcript is spliced from 10 exons. NCBI's taxonomy places the organism in Eukaryota, Metazoa, Chordata, Aves, Gaviiformes, Gaviidae. The coding region runs from base 1 to 762 and encodes 253 amino acids.
AUGGCGGCGGGGAGCAGCAACUACUGGGAAGGCGAGGCGAAAGUGCCGCUGGAUCUCAGGAAGCAGGCGAGGCAGCUGGAGAACGAGCUGGACCUGAAGCUGGUCUCCUUCAGCAAACUCUGCACCAGCUACAGCAGCACCCGAGACGGAAGGCGCGACAGCUCUGACACAACUCCUCUCUUAAAUGGAUCAAGCCAGGACAGAAUGUUUGAGACCAUGGCUGUGGAGAUUGAACAACUUCUGGGAAAGCUUACUGGAAUAAAUGACAAAAUGGCAGAAUACACAAAUAGCGCAGGAGUCCCAUCCCUGAAUGCUGCACUGAUGCAUACGUUACAGCGUCAUAGAGACAUAUUACAGGAUUAUACGCAUGAAUUCCACAAAACCAAAGCAAACUUCUUGGCAAUACGAGAAAGGGAGAAUCUGUUGGGAUCAGUACGAAAAGAUAUCGAAUCAUAUAAAAGCGGGUCUGGAGUCAAUAACAGAAGAACAGAACUAUUCCUGAAGGAACACGAACACCUUCGAAACUCAGAUCGACUGAUAGAAGAAACAAUAAGCAUUGCCAUGGCAACUAAAGAAAAUAUGACUUCGCAGAGAGGGAUGUUGAAGUCAAUACAAAGCAAGAUGAAUACCUUGGCGAAUCGGUUUCCAGCAGUGAACAGCCUGAUUCAAAGGAUCAACCUUCGGAAACGACGAGAUUCCCUCAUCUUGGGUGGCAUUAUUGGCAUCUGUACCAUCUUACUGCUGCUAUAUGCUUUUCAUUGAUGGAUGUUCCCCCACGGACUCUGCUAAACUCAUCACCACCAUCCCUCGCCCCCCAGUCAAGGAAAAGUGAGUGGGGGAAGCGACAGACUUGAAGCAGCCUGCUCGGUAUGGCUGGGAGUAUCAGCAUGAUGUCUAGAGCUUAUGAUGGUAGACUGCGACACUGGUUUUGGGUUGAAGCUGCAGUGUUUCUCCUUCCCUGCCAUACAUCUUCCUUUGGUUAAUUUUUGUGGGAUUUGUUUGUCUUUAAUUCCCGUUCUUGUUGCAAGGUAAGUAAAUAUGGGAUGCUUACCAGAACCGGUAGGACAGUUUCUGUGCUCAGUGGCUCUGGGGAGGUGUGUUGUUGGCUGGUAAGUGGAAAAAGAUCGUUACGCUUGCCUGGGGUGGAAACUCUGUCGGAAGCCAGUUUCCCCUGUAGGCGAAGCACAGUACUGAGCACUUUUGGCCUGUGAGAAGAAUAUUGCAGCUUUAAGCCGUCAGGUUGCUUUACUACUAAAUACAUGUUCUGUAAUUCUUUUUAACUCAUGGUUGAGAUACUAGUUAUUUCUGCAUAAUUUGUGCUGUGAAAACUGUGCUUCACACAAAUUCCUCAAAGUAAAAAAAAAAAAGGGUUGUUCAGUUCACUUUUUGCACAGAAUAUGAAUAAACUACCCUCUGAGGAAGAUUUGUAAGGUUUCUUGUGGCUUUAAAGGGACUGACGAGUCCCCCUUUGUAAAAAGGGAGCACAGUGUCCUAGCAGCUGUUUACUGUAGUGUUCAGUCAUCUGAAAAGUGACCAAACAUGAGUUCACCUAAAAGUAGUCUUUUGGGUGUAAAUAAUUUGAUUUUGGCUGGCAUCCUAAAGGU